This is a messenger RNA of Cynara cardunculus var. scolymus (artichoke), 1258 nucleotides long. Its product is annotated as mitogen-activated protein kinase kinase kinase 18-like. Bases 1 to 1089 code for a protein of 362 amino acids. The transcript has a single exon. Gene Ontology annotation, molecular function: protein kinase activity; ATP binding. The record is from RefSeq and is a predicted model, not a curated record. Gene Ontology annotation, biological process: protein phosphorylation. NCBI's taxonomy places the organism in Eukaryota, Viridiplantae, Streptophyta, Magnoliopsida, Asterales, Asteraceae.
AUGGAGUGGACCAGAGGCUCUGUUCUUGGCCGUGGUUCUUCCGCCACCGUCUCCACCGCCACCUCCACCUCCACCUCCGGUGAGGUUUUUGCUGUCAAGUCUGUGGCUUUGUCUCAAUCGGAGAGUUUGCAGAAGGAAAACCAUUUUUUGUCGAUUUUAAAGAGUUCUCGUGUGGUGGGGUAUAAAGGGUGUGAGAUUAGUAGAGAAGAUGGGAAGAUGGUUUAUAAUAUAUUCAUGCAGUUCAUGGCGGGUGGUUCGAUUAUUGAUUUACUGAAUCGGAGCAAUGGUGGGGGGUUGACGAAUUUGGAAAUUCAGAGAUAUACGAAACAUAUAGUUGAAGGGUUGGAUUACCUUCAUUCGAAUGGUGUAGUGCAUUGUGAUAUUAAAGGUCGCAAUGUUUUGAUCGAUGAAAGUGGUGCCAAGAUUGGUGAUUUGGGUUGUGCAAAGUGGGUUGAUGAUGAUCAGGUGGCAUCGCCGCCGAUUUGCGGGACGCCGAUGUUUAUGGCGCCGGAAGUGGCACGAGGUGAAGAACAGGGGUUUCCGGCGGAUAUAUGGGCACUUGGAUGUACAGUGAUUGAAAUGGCCACCGGUGGUUCACCGUGGCCAAAUGCUAACGAUCCGGUAUCAGUUCUUUAUAGAAUUGGAUUUUCCGGUGAAAUACCGGAAAUCCCAGAUGGGUUUUCCAAUCAAGCGAAGGAUUUUGUUCGAAAGUGUUUGAUUCGUGAUCCAAAACAGAGGUGGACGGCGAAACAGCUUCUGAAACACCCAUUUAUCGGAGAAUUCGACGACCAUCCAAAAGAAAUCAUCUGUGAAAAAAUGAUCAGUACAGAUUCACCGACAAGUAUACUUGAUCAAGACGUGUGGAACUCAAUGGAAGAAUCGUUAUCAUUAUCAUUAUCAUUAGGAUCGUCGGUGGAUUGUGAGUUCCCGCAAUCCACGUGUUCACUGAGGCAAAGAAUCAAACAGUUGGCGGACAAGUCAGAGAUACCAAAGUGGAGAUGUGAAAAGGGGGAAAGCGAUUGGAUGACAAUCAGAAGGAAUGAAGAUGGCGACGGAAAAGCAAUGGUGGGGCGGUGGCAGGUGCGGUAGGUGGAGGUGGAUUGCACCAUGAGUGGCGGUGAAGAUGAUGAUGAGUUGUUCAGUAGUUCCUUUAGAUGCCACCAAAGUUAGUUGUAUACCAAUAGCUGUAAAUGUAAAUGUAGUCUUAGAGAUGCUGCGGCACCGUUUUGAAUUAAUUUUUAUUUCACUCUUUUAACAU